ACAUGUUGAAACUACAGCUAACACCUGCUGAUGAAGGAAUGAUCACAGACCAGGAAGAAGAAAUGUGUCAUUUAAAAGAAGAGAACAAAAGAGCUGAACCUGUCGGGCACCGUGUUUAAGAGCGUCCGUGACACGAACACUCGACUCAUCAAGAAGGGCAAAGGGAAGUCGGGGAAGAUGAUGAUGAAAUCUGGAUAAAGUGACAGUGGUUCAUCAUGGCAUCCAAGUAUGGUGUUAUCCUUGAGCACUCAGUCAUCUUGGAUGCUGCUGAAGCUGCUGCUGCACAGGAGGCCACGGACGUAGACCCUCAAGGCAAACCAAGGACUUCCACUUCAGCUAGUCCAAGAAGGCAAAGUAUCAAAGAAGGCGAGAUGGACCGAAUGUUACUGCUAAUGCAGGAACGAGCGGAGGAGAGUCGGGCCCACAUGGAAGAACUGCAAAAGUGUAAAGAGCAGCCCCCCAGCACAGCUAGGAACGCCUUCGCAGCCUAUGUCCGGGACUCCUUAAACACCAUGUCAGAAUGGAGCUACAGAAAAGCAAAAGAUGAAAUCUGCCGGGUGUUGACAAAAUAUGAAAAUGGGGCUGAAGAGGAAAGGGUCAAGCAACAACAGAAGUUCCAACAGCAACUACCUCACCACCACACAAAGCCAAUACACACUGUCCUGCCUGUCCGAGGACUGCAGUCGCUCCUGUCCUGUCUUUCUACAAACACAUCUGAAGUCCAGCAGCUGAGGGACAUGUUGAAAUUACAAAAUAGUCUUAAAGUCACAUGUCAAAUGGGAACAGGCAGCCUGUUCCACAAGAUACGAGCACAGCAAGAAAAGGCUCUGAAGCCUGCUGACUUCUUUUUACACCUUGAGACACAGAACAAGUCUGCAGCCAAGGACCACAGGGCACGAGGUGACACAUAA
Molecule: messenger RNA, 911 nt
Organism: Thalassophryne amazonica
Lineage: Eukaryota; Metazoa; Chordata; Actinopteri; Batrachoidiformes; Batrachoididae
Exons: 5
Coding region: 216-911 (231 amino acids)
Source: RefSeq, a predicted model, not a curated record